CCAACGCCAGAUGCUGCUGGCUACAUUUUCAUGGCUGGAUCCCGUAGGAGUCCGGACUUGAGAGACCAGUGGAGUGGUGACCCGGAUCGCGACCCCCGUGCCCGAGACAAUCGCAGAGGUCGAGGGUCUCAUCGAGACCGCGGCAGAAACCGCCAUCGUGAUCGAGGACGUCCACCACGCCCUAACGGCCGGCGUCCUGACUAUCCUGCUCGAUCGCCACCGGCAACUGGACGCGUAUCUCGCUUCGGUCCCGAUUCAUCAACCGCACCAGGUGACCAAGGCUUUGUUCAAUCUCCACCGCGUGGCUCACCUGGUAUUUCUCCGGGAUUCAAUGAUAAUCGACGAUCGGAUCAGAAUGGACCUUCGUCACCAAACAACUGGAACUCCCACCGGUCUGGCCCGCUAGACAGAGAUGGCCCUGGCUUUCGGCGAGAAGAAUCUCCAUCUGGACCUCCAUCAAAACGACAAAGAACAAGAAGUCCCUCACCUCGUGGGCCACGUGGCCAAUUUUCUCAACGGCGCUCUUCAUUUGCUAAGCAUGGAGACCGACGUGACCGUAGUCCUGGAUACAAGAACAGAGGGGGUCGUUUCCAAGGACGUGGUGGUCCCCAACGAAGAUCUCCACGCCGCGGUCGUGAUAAUCGCCGAGGAAAAGACCGCCGCCGUUCCGAUAUUCCCAGGCUAGAGCGAUCAAGGUCGCCUGUUCGAGGCCGAGGAUACCAACAAUCUCCUGAUCGACGCUCUCCGAUGCCGGGCGGCGAAGGCUAUAACAGUGACAGAGAUUUACGUUACAGAUCUCGCUCAAUAUCCCGUCAUUCAGUACGUUCCUUUGCAUCAAGGGCAUCCUCAUACUCUUCUCGUGCCCGAGGUGACGAGGCAAUGGGCGCAGCUCGACAAAUGCAGUCCAUUGUGGGCGCCUCAGGUCCGUCUCUAUCGCCUCGUCCGGCUCAGAGCUUUGAUGGCAACCAGAAUGGUCGAUCAGGCGAUGGACUGCGGGAUGCCUUUCCGAUUCAUGGGUCGCGACAAUCGGAUAUGCAAACUAAGCAACCUCGUCCCUCCUCUCGGUCCCAUAUCGACAACCAACCCUAUUCAAGAUCACCACAGUUUACGCCGACCAGUCCUCGUCAUGGAUCGCCACAACCUACUUCUCCCUAUCAAAAUGAUAAUUCCUAUCAUCAAAAUAUUCCUACGGGACCGCACAGCCAAAUGCAACACUCCUUCGAUGGCCCAGCCAAUAAUCAUCCUCAAUCCUCUUACGGUGGACCAUCAUACCGUGGUGGUCACUCUAACUACCGUGGAAACCACACAAACCACGGUCCAGGUCCCCGAUAUUCUAACUCUGGCCAUCAUCAAUAUAACAAUGGCCCAGCACAACGCGGUGGAAGAGGCCACUUCAACAACUUUCAGUGGACUUCCCGUGGUCGAGGUGGACAUCAAAGCCCUCGGCCCCUGCAUACGCAUGAAUCCCGAACUCACCCAACUCACCCACAAUCUGUGAUUGACCCUCAAUCCCCGCCAGCCUUUGACAAUGCGAAUGAUCGCGCGCCAUCUCUGUCGGAGAGCGGCGAUGCUCAAGAUGAUCUUCGGAACAUGCCAGCUCCAAACCGCGAACCCGGGGCUGCCACCCCUGCUGAUAAAGGCGGAAGAUUUAGCUUUGCCUUGAAGGCGAAGACAACCCCCGCACCUGCUCCAAAGCCAAAGCCAGACCUGGCGCAACGAAUGCAACCGCGAGAGCCUCCAGUCAGAGCCCCUCCACCCGAGGCGCCGUCUCCUCGAAAUCGUCUAACCAAUGGACCUCUCCCCACAUACAAACCGGAGCCACGAUUUGAUCGACGUGAACGAGACCGUGGUGGACGGGAUCGUGGUGAUCGCAGAAACCCUCGGGAUUCGCGAGAUUUCCAUGGUCCCCGAGACGGCCCCCGAGACCGACGAGAUGACCGACGAUUUGACCAGCGUCGAGAUCGGCGGCGAGGAGGAGACCGGCGUCCAGACUUCCGACAAGAGCGUCGAGACUUUUCUCUGGAGCCACCACGGGAGUCAUCCCCAGCGCCGCCGCCCAAGCAAAAGAAGAUUAUGACUCGAUUCAAAGCUCGACCCACUCUUCCAGCGCAGUACGAAUCGGUUGACUCUGUAUAUUAUCGAAAGCCGGGCAAUGAAUCAGUGAUUGGUGCGGGCACAUACGGUAAAGUCUUCAAGGGUGUCCAUGUCUUCACCAAGCGCGAAGUCGCAUUGAAGAAAAUCCGCAUGGAAGGCGAGAAAGAUGGAUUCCCUGUGACGGCUGUACGGGAAAUCAAGCUUUUGCAGCACCUUCGCAGCCACAAUGUCGUCAGUCUACUGGAGGUUAUGGUUGAACGAAACGAAUGUUUCAUGGUCUUUGAAUAUCUGUCGCAUGAUUUGACUGGGCUUAUCAACCACCCAAGUUUCUCCCUCACCCUUGCACACAAGAAGGAUCUAGCGAAACAAAUGUUUGAAGGUCUGAAUUUUCUUCAUCAUCGUGGAGUUCUUCACCGAGAUAUCAAGGCUGCCAACAUUCUCAUCAGCAAUCGAGGAUUGUUGAAGUUUGCCGAUUUUGGACUGGCACGUUUCUUUUCGAAGAGUCGCCAACUGGACUACACUAAUCGUGUGAUCACCAUCUGGUACCGGCCACCUGAGCUUCUCCUGGGUGAGACCCGGUACGGACCCGCUGUUGAUGUGUGGAGUGCUGCUUGUGUUUGCAUGGAAAUGUUUACCAAGAAAGCAGUCUUCCCUGGAGACGGUGGUGAGAUCAACCAGUUGGAAAAGCUCUAUGACGCUUUGGGUACGCCAAACCGGACCGAAUGGGCGGAUUUUGUAGAAAUGCCGUGGUUUCAAUUGAUGCGUCCUCGUGAGCGGAAAAAGAGAGUGUUUGAAGAUAUUUAUCGUGAGGUUUUGACCCCCGCUGCCUUGGACAUGAUCUCGUCGAUCUUCCAGUACGAUUAUACCAAGCGACCUAGCGCUGAGCAAGUGUUACAACACCCCUACUUCCUGACCGAAGAACCCGUUCCCAAACAGGCUACCGAGCUUGAGUUCAUGGAAGGUGACUGGCAUGAAUUUGAAUCCAAGGCACUUCGAAAAGAAGCUCGUCGGAUUGAAGCGCAGAACCAAAAAGACCGGGAGAAGCGAAAAGCGGAAGCUUCUAGUGAUCGCGACCCUAAGCGCGCGCGACCUGUUUAA
This is a messenger RNA of Penicillium malachiteum, 3192 nucleotides long. RefSeq names its product putative protein kinase. NCBI's taxonomy places the organism in Eukaryota, Fungi, Ascomycota, Eurotiomycetes, Eurotiales, Aspergillaceae. The annotation marks the transcript as partial. The record is from RefSeq and is a predicted model, not a curated record. Gene Ontology annotation, cellular component: nucleus; cyclin/CDK positive transcription elongation factor complex. Gene Ontology annotation, biological process: transcription elongation by RNA polymerase II; protein phosphorylation; positive regulation of transcription elongation by RNA polymerase II. Gene Ontology annotation, molecular function: RNA polymerase II CTD heptapeptide repeat kinase activity; ATP binding; cyclin binding. The transcript is spliced from 2 exons.